Molecule: messenger RNA, 192 nt
Organism: Talaromyces atroroseus
Lineage: Eukaryota; Fungi; Ascomycota; Eurotiomycetes; Eurotiales; Trichocomaceae
Exons: 1
Coding region: 1-192 (63 amino acids)
Source: RefSeq, a predicted model, not a curated record
AUGUCCACCAUGGAAGCCAUCGUCAUAUCCCGACUCGACGGCCCAUCGGUCCUCGAGUAUCAACAAAUGCCGAAACCAACACCCACUCAAGGCGAAGUCCUCAUCCAAGUCAAAGCAUUUAGCCUCAACUAUGCGGAGAUGCACAUGCGAAAAGGCGAAUGGGACGAAUGGAACCUAGUCACGGGACUGUAA